AUGAAGCCAAUUUAUGUACUUAUUGGAGUUUUGCUCCUUACGACUCCCACCGUCGCGAAGCUGGACAUCCACAAUCAAUUUGGAAUUACACUGAUCGUGGAAAAAUUGCAAGAGACGCACGAUAACAUCUUCGCAGAAAAAGUAGUGAAUUCACCAGUUGCCAAUGAAACAGUGGAUCCUGACAACUCUGACGCUGCAGAUACCCCCGAUGCCUCUGACACCGCUAACGAUGCACAACCCGACUCUGAUGUAUCUACUAAUGAACAGCAACCAGAGCCUGAUGCCCUCGCUGAUGACGCACCUGAAACACCUGCUGGUGCCAACGACAAACCUGAGCCUCAGGUAGACAUCCCUAAUCGAUUUGGGAAUGCACCGAUUCGCACCGAUCUUGAAAAAAUUACGAUAGAUGCGUCAAAAAUUAUACGAUGCAAUCUUCGGAAAAAAGAAGUUGAUACCUCUGAAGGCUCCGAUGUAGAACCCGACUCUGAGGUAUCUACCGACGAUGGAGAAGCGGAACCUGAUGUCCCUAUUGACGUUGAUCUUGAAACACCUGCUGAUGACAACAUCGCCGAUGAUGAAUCACAAGCACCAGACGAAUCUGAACCCGAAUCUGCGGCAGAUUCUAACGACUCUGACGAUUCUGACGUCUCUAAUGCCUGUAAGGGUUCCGACACCUCUGAUGAUGCACGAUCCGACUCUGAUACUUCUCCUGGCGAUGCACAUCCGGAACCUGAUAUCCCUACUGACGACGGCCUGGAAGCACCUGUUGAUGACGACAACGCCAACGGAAAAUCACCAACACCUGGCGAAUCUGAACCCGAAUCUCCGGCAGAUCUAAAUAACUCAGAUGAUUCUGACGCCUCCGAUGUCUCCGAUGAUGCACAAACUGACUCUGAUCCAUCUACUGAAGAUGGACAACUAGAUCCUGAUAUACCUGCUGACAAUGCAACCUGCUGA
Molecule: messenger RNA, 957 nt
Organism: Hermetia illucens (black soldier fly)
Lineage: Eukaryota; Metazoa; Arthropoda; Insecta; Diptera; Stratiomyidae
Product: acidic repeat-containing protein-like
Exons: 2
Coding region: 1-957 (318 amino acids)
Source: RefSeq, a predicted model, not a curated record